This is a messenger RNA of Colletotrichum paranaense, 528 nucleotides long. RefSeq lists its product as uncharacterized. The transcript has a single exon. Lineage: Eukaryota; Fungi; Ascomycota; Sordariomycetes; Glomerellales; Glomerellaceae. The record is from RefSeq and is a predicted model, not a curated record. The coding region runs from base 1 to 528 and encodes 175 amino acids.
AUGCCUCCCAAGACCGCCGCAUUCGAGGCCGCCGCCACCCUCAACCUCACCGACGGCGAACUCAAGCUCGCCCUCGCAAUGAUGAAGCACGUGGACCGCCCUACCACCACCGUCCUCGAGAAGAUGGCCGAGGAGGCCGGCCUCUCCGGCGCCUCCAGCGCCCGCACCCUGCUCACCCGCGCCGCUACCAAGCACGGCUGGUUCGCCGGCGGCGGCAGCAGCAACAGCACCGAUGAUGGCUCCGGCUCCAUCCCUACGCCCCGCCCCAAGAAGGCCGCCACCCCCCGCAAGAAAAAGAUCUCCGAAGUCGAGGAGGGCGCCGAGGAGCAGGGCACGCCUACCAAGAAGCGCGGCCGCAAGAGCAAGGCGCAGAAGGCUGCGGAGGAGGCUGCUGCCGCUGAAGCUGCUGAAGCUGCUGCUGAGAAGACUGUGGAUGAUAAGGAAAUGAAGGAGGAUGGUGAUGGUGCUGUCAAGGAGGAGACUGGUGAUACCGAUGGCGCCAAGGAGGAGGAUGUCGAGCAGAAGUGA